Rotaria socialis is the source of this 1437-nucleotide messenger RNA. The record is from the annotation of a GenBank genome assembly. NCBI's taxonomy places the organism in Eukaryota, Metazoa, Rotifera, Eurotatoria, Philodinida, Philodinidae.
AUGGUGUAUAUUGCGGAGGAAUUAGAAAAAGCGGGUACAUCACUGGCAUAUAUACCCAAGCCGUUAGAGUUACCAACAACAACAUUUGAACAAAAAGCAUUGUCAAAUAAUGAGUCAUCAUCAACAAUGAAUUCUGUACAAGAAGAAGAAGAUUUUAUUAAAAAUAAUUAUGUCGCACGAACUCUAUUAAAUGAAUCUUCAUUACCACCAAUUACUUGGUCUAAUUGGUACAAAGAAGUGAAUUGGCCUCAAGCAACAUUAUUAUGUCUCGAGCCUUUUAUUGCAUUGUAUGGACUUUUUACAACAUCGUUUGUAUGGCAGACAACUGUAUUUACUUUUUUUUGGUAUUUUCUUACUGGCUUCGGUAUCACUGCUGGUUAUCAUCGAUUAUUCGCUCAUCGAGCGUAUGAAGCAACAUUAACAUUACGAUAUUUGUUAUUGACGUUUGGCGCUGGUGCUGUUCAAGGAUCAGCUCAAUGGUGGUCGCGCGGACAUCGAGCACAUCAUCGUUAUACUGAUACCGAUCUUGAUCCUUACAAUGCUCAUAAAGGCGUUUUUUAUUCUCAUAUAGGUUGGUUAAUAUUUAAACCACGUCGACGACCAGGUGUAGCCGACGUUACAGAUUUAACUCGUGAUAUAAGUAUUCAAUGGCAACAUCGAAAUUAUUUAACGUUAGCAUUUCUCAUGUCAUUUGUUAUACCAACACUUAUUUGUGGACUUGGCUGGGGUGAUUAUCGUGGGGGCUAUUUUUUUGCUGGUGUUCUUCGUCUUGUAUUCGUUCAUCAUUCAACAUUUUGUGUUAAUUCAUUAGCUCAUUAUUUAGGAAAUGCGCCAUUCGAUGAUCGACAUACACCACGUGAUCAUUUUAUUACAGCACUUGUUACUCUCGGUGAAGGUUAUCAUAAUUUUCAUCAUGAAUUUCCGUCAGAUUAUCGAAAUGCACUUAAAUGGUUUCAAUAUGAUCCAACAAAAUUGCUAAUAGCAUUUUUUAAAAGAGUCGGUCUUGCAAGUAAUCUUAAAGAAUUUCCUUCGAAUGAAAUAGAAAAAGGUCGUUAUUCAAUGGCAUGCAAAGCACUGGAUAAAUUUGGUCAAACCAUAAAAUGGCCUAAGCAAAAUUUAGAAUUGCCUAUUAUUACAUUCGAACAAUAUCAAGAUUUAUCAAAGAAAGAUGAUGGUCGUGUUUUAAUUUUAAUUGCUGGCUUUAUUCAUGAUGUUAGUCAUUUUAUUGAUUCACACCCCGGUGGUCGAGCUAUGAUUAAAAAUCUCGUUGGCAAAGAUGCUACGGUCUCAUUUUAUGGUGGUGUACAUGAUCACAAUACAGCUGCACACAAUAUACUUGCUAUGAUGCGAGUCGCUAUAUGUAAAUAUGGCGGUGAAGUUGAACAUCUUAAAAAACGAUUGGGACAUGUUCAAACACCAACUCCAAUAUUUGCUUAA